Molecule: messenger RNA, 1986 nt
Organism: Nylanderia fulva
Lineage: Eukaryota; Metazoa; Arthropoda; Insecta; Hymenoptera; Formicidae
Source: RefSeq, a predicted model, not a curated record
GCGAAGCGGUAUCAAAUACGACUUGUAGCCGUUACAGAAAAACUGAAAAAUAUGACAUUUGUACUUUUUUGACAAACGACCUCGAAGGAAGGAGACUUCCUAGCGAAAAGGGGAAAGUCGGCAGAGCCUUUUGAGCCGUCCAAGCGAACAGUGGCCGACGUAUCACGAUAACUGGAAUAAAGAACGAGAACCAGUUUCUGAACAUUAACGCGACUGAACUUAGCCGUUUGGGCGAGGUUCUCCAGUACGCGAAUAUUCACAGAUAAUAGAGUGAAUUGAACCAUUUAUUCCUUUAUUAAUUGCUUGUAUUAAUUGUUCAAAUAGAUAUUGUUUUUGUGGAAAAAUAAAACGUUUACUUGUAGUGAGUUAUCCGUGGACAUCCUUCUCCUUCGGUCGAUCGACCUAUAAAAAAUAACUUAAAUUCGCCAAGAGGGUUAUACUUACCUGGAAAUUCACCUUUAUUUAUAUAUACAUACAAAUAUAUAAUAGCGGCCAACCUUACAAUUGACUUGGCGAAGGUAAUUAUCAUCAAUCAUCAAGUUAUUAAAGGAAAAUAUAUAAAAGAUGGAAGUGAUUCACAUUCAGCAAAUAAAACAAGCACAAAAAUAUCUGAAUAACAAUAACAAAUCAGAUAGCGCAAAAUUAAAAAAUAUUACAAAUGGAAUUGCAGUAAAGUUUACAAAUCGGAAGAAUGACGAUAUCGACAACGAUUACAUGGACAAUGAAACUAAACGCUAUGAACUUGUAGAAGCGAAGAACGCGGUUAAAUACAUACAACAUUUUGUACAGAAAAUAAAAUAUAUCGUUGAUAAAAAUCCUGCAAAACCAAAGGAUUAUGAUGCGUGGACGAAUGAAGAACAAUAUAAACAUAUAACGGAAAACAUAAAAAUUUAUGUUCCAAAUCUACCAAAUUCUUUACAUUUCUUCAUAUCAGCAGCGUUACAUCGCGGCGAUUGCGGUCGAAGUCCAACAGACAGACCGCCUUGGUUGGACAUGGAUAAAUUUCGGAGAGGACAAAAAUUUGCACGAGAUUAUAUUUUCAUAAUUCUCUUUUCCAAUAUGAUAUCGCUGUUUGAAUUAUUCGUCUUCACGGACGGUCUUAAACCAUUGAUUUUCAGUCAACAAUCUCAUACACCGUACUUAGCUUUUAGAAGAUACUUAUCCACGAUUCGUCGUAUAAGAAAUUGGAUGAUGGGAGAUAUUUGGGAAAAGGACACGCAGGCUUACAAGGAUAUCCAAGCCGUGCGAAAAAUGCAUCGCGCGAUACGAUUGAAACUCUGCCAGCUCGAUUACGACGAGAUCGAUGCGGCCACUAAGAUCCAGGAACCGUGGUGUCCGGAUAGAAAAACUAUCCUAGACGACUUUUUUUCCUGCCCGUAUCCAACCCCGGAAAACGGCUGUCUUCAUCUGAUAAUUAGACCCAAAGGAUUGAAUCAAGCUGAUAUGGGCGCAACGCAAUUUGCUUUCAUGGGAAUGAUUGUGCUUUACCCGCAAAAAUUGGGCAUUAACGCAUCCGACGAGGAUAUAACAGCCUAUUGUCAUUUUUGGAGAUGUAUUGGAUACGCUCUCGGCAUGCAGGACGAGUAUAAUUUUUGUCGCGGCAGUCUGGAAGAGAUUAGACAACGAGGUCGAGACUUUACUAAUGUUUGGGUGAAACCUUAUUUGCGACAAAUAACGCCCGAAUGGGAACACAUGAUGAGAUGCAUCAUGAGUAUAUACGAUGAGGAUAACAUGUUCAAGCAAUCAUUACUGUUUAUCACCGACUUAUUAGACAUCGAUAUGCCACGUCUACGAAGCACGCUUACAUUCUCUCAACGAUUGCAAUUCAUGUUACACCGCUUUAUAUUUCGUUAUGCCUUGAAAGUACGAUUUAUACGAGAAUGUUUCAAUAAAAUAUUUCUUCAGGUUCUCGAGAAAUUUACUUCUAAAAAGUUGGGAACUCUUCCCAACAAAUACAAUAUAUAAAUGUUAUAUACUUAAGCAUGU